UCUGCGCAGGGUGAGAGAGUAGAGCGAGCGAGGCGGAGAGAGAGAGAGAGAGAGGAUGCUCAGUCGGCGAGUCACAUCUCCUGCAAGGCUGAGUCUUGGUCCGCUCCAUCCAGCAGCAGCAGCAGCAGCAGCUCUGGGAAUGGAACCACCAACCAGGAGCUAAUUGGCGACAACUUCUUCAACGUGACACACUCUUCUUCUAUCUUCCUGUGGUCAACUUCCAUCAUCCUGGGAACUUCUCCCUUGCACGGUGCCAAUUAUCACAUUGAAAGCCGCCCCGGCCGCCGCUGACCCUGUUAGCCAUCCUUAAUGUCAAUUCCCCGGCGCCCGAGUGGAAGGAAUUACCUCUCUUUUCGUCUCCAAUCGGGGGAAAAAAACGCAGGGGCGCGCAGCAGAAUGCAGAGCUUGACUGCACCGUGGUGAAACGAGCUUGUGGACUGUGUGGUUAAAAAAAAUAAAUAAAAAAAACCCGGAGGGGUUUUGACAUUUAAUUUUUAUAUUUAUUUUAUUUUUUAUUUUUUUUAUUUUUAUUUUUUCCUCCUCCUCUUCUGGCCGGGGAGAGUUUUGGAGCAGAGCGAGGACAAGGGGGGUGCGCAGAUGAUGGCGUGGUGCCGCUCAGGCGUACGCCGAGCCCUGGCUCUCCUGGCGCUCCUGGGCCUCCUGCUUCCCGUCCGACAGGGAGGCUGCUCGGGGCCCGGUGGCGGCGGCUCCGGGGACGCCGACUCCCCCCUGCACCCUGGUGCACCCUCCUGGGGGGACCUGCAUAGGCACAAGCGCAGCUGGGUAUGGAACCAGUUCUUCGUGCUGGAGGAGUUCACAGGGAAUGAACCUCUCUACGUCGGAAAGCUUCACUCCGACGUGGACAAAGGCGACGGCAAGGUGAAGUACGUCCUGACGGGCGAGGGCUCCGCCUCCAUCUUCACUAUCGACGAGAACACGGGCGACAUCCACGCCACCAAGAGGCUGGACCGGGAAGCGCAGGCCUACUACACGCUUCAGGCUCAAGCCGUGGACCGACUCACCGACCUGCCCGUGGAGCCCAGGUCGGAGUUCGUGGUCAAGGUGCAGGACAUUAACGAUAACGAGCCCAGGUUCCUCGACGGACCCUACUUUGCUGGAGUGCCGGAGAUGUCCCCUCUCGGAACCAUGGUGGUGCAAGUGGCGGCCACAGACGCCGACGACCCCACGUACGGGAACAGCGCCAGGGUGGUGUACAGCAUCCUGCACGGGCAGCCAUACUUCUCUGUGGAGCCCAAGACAGGUGUCAUCAGAACUGCUUUGCCCAACAUGGACCGAGAGACCAGGGACCAGUAUGUGCUCGUCAUCCAGGCCAAAGACAUGGUCGGCCAGAUGGGCGGACUCUCGGGGACCACGUCCGUCACCGUCACGCUCACUGACGUCAACGACAACCCGCCUCGCUUCCCUCACAAGGUAAACCAGUACACCGUCCAGGAGUCGCUCCCCGUGCGGUCUGUGGUGGCGCGGAUCAAGGCGGUCGACGCCGACGUGGGCCCCAACGCCGAGAUGGACUACAGGAUCAUGGACGGCGACGGACCGGGCCUGUUCAACAUAACCACGGACGAGAACACGCAGGAAGGAGUCGUCCUCCUGCUAAAGCCUCUCGACUUCGAAACAAAGAGCAGUUUCUCUCUGCGGGUGGAGGCCACCAACCGGAACAUCGACUCCAACUUCCUGAGCUUGGGCCCGUUCAGCGACACCACGGCGCUCAAAGUGACCGUGGAGGACGUGGACGAGCCCCCGGUCUUUUCGACGCCGCUCUCCAAGAUGUCGGUCUCCGAGGACGCACGGGUGGGCACGUCCAUUGGGCGGGUGUCGGCGCACGACCCGGACACUUCCAACAACGGCAUCAGGUACUCCAUCGACCGCAACACGGACAUGGAACGCUUCUUCAACGUGGACGCCCUCAGCGGCAUCAUCAGCACGGCCAAGCUUCUGGACCGGGAGGCCAACUUGGUGCACAACCUCACCAUCCUGGCCAUCGAGAGCCAGGAUCCAAACCAAAUCGGGAAAGGCUUGGCUAUCGUAACCGUGUUGGACGUGAAUGACAACGCCCCCGUCUUCGCCAUCGACUACGAGACCCUGCUCUGUGAAAACUCAGCGCCUGGAACGGUGAUCCAGACGGUCAGCGCUGUGGACGACGACGAACCUCAGAGCGGUCAUCGCUUCUACUUCGCCCUGGAUGCCGACGUCGCCGGGAAACAGAACUUCACGCUUCGAGAUAACAAAGUGAUGGUCCUGUUGAUCGUGACCAUGCGUCGCAGGCGGAAGGUGCCGCUCAUCCUGGAGGAGGAGCGAGACAUCCGCGAGAACAUCGUCCGCUACGACGACGAGGGCGGCGGCGAGGAGGACACGGAGGCCUUCGACAUGGUCGCCCUGCGCAACCUCAACGUCAUCAGGGACCCCAGCGUGCGGCGAGACGUCACCCCGGACACGCCCACCUUCUUCCAGUACACGGCGCCGUCCCGCCCGGCCUACAAGUCCCUGCCGGACAACGUGGUCUUCCGGGAGUUCAUCUGGGAGCGCCUGAAGGACGCCGACGUGGACGCGUCGGCGCCGCCGUACGACUCGCUGCAGACGUACGCCUUCGAGGGCAGCGGCUCGGUGGCCGACUCGCUGAGCUCGCUGGAGUCGCUCAGCACGGACUCGGACCAGAACUACGACUACCUCAGCAGCUGGGGGCCGCGCUUCAAGAAGCUGGCCGACCUCUACGGCAACGCCGAAGGAGGCGCGGGCGGCGUCUUCUCGUAGCGUCCACAUGACAGAUGAGUCAUUUACUGCGAUUUAGUCUGCCUUAUCAUCGGGACUCAAAGACAAGACGCUUGUUUACGUCCUCGGUUGGAUUUGACUCCAAAGACAUUCAAAGGUUUCGCUCUCGGGCUCGGCGCCAGACGGCGACUGCUGAUUCCAAACGAGAGCGUUUCCUUCCGUGGGCUCGGCGGUACCUGUCCUUUCAUCGGGGGACUUGUCUCUGCUCGUCCCUGCUGGCAAAUCAGUGUCAUUUAUAUGCUUUUUCUGGGAUGGGGGGAAAUGGGGGGGUUCCACGUUGUUGAGCGUCUCAGCGAGCUAAAAGGAAGCGACAUCAUCAAAAAGAACUCCAUGUCUCCGCCGGGUGAGACGGGGACGCCGCUUCUACGCUCCUCGCCAUUCAGAUGUUCAAAUGUCGUGUUUGUCGUUUAUUUUUUAUUUUUAUUCAGCCUCCUGCCGCCUCGCUUUUGGAGCUAAAAACAAUCCCGCUGCCCUGCG
Molecule: messenger RNA, 3264 nt
Organism: Entelurus aequoreus (snake pipefish)
Lineage: Eukaryota; Metazoa; Chordata; Actinopteri; Syngnathiformes; Syngnathidae
Product: cadherin-22-like
Exons: 11
Coding region: 598-2769 (723 amino acids)
Biological process (GO): calcium-dependent cell-cell adhesion; homophilic cell-cell adhesion; adherens junction organization
Cellular component (GO): adherens junction; plasma membrane; catenin complex
Molecular function (GO): calcium ion binding; cadherin binding
Source: RefSeq, a predicted model, not a curated record